AAUGCAUAAUUUAACAUUAUUCUGCAAACAUAUACAUAUAUAUGAUACAUGCGUACACAUAUUCUAGAAUAUAAUCGAAGAAAUGGUGGAAAGGAAAACAGAAGAAAGUGGCGAAGCGUGAUGGGAUGAAAAAGGAUUUGCAUGAUGAAAGGAGAGACGAAUAUCAUCUCCCCUCCACGGUCUAAAUAAAAAAUAAAUUUAUCCAAUGGCAACCAGUCCGAAAUAAGCGCCAUCUGAUCCCAUACACUUGACCCAUAGCCAUGGUUUAGCGCAUCAGUCUUCUUCAAACCGUGGUGGUAUGUUUAUUGAUCAUCGAUCCCUCGACUUUGACCGGUUGUUACAUUCUCUUUGUCCCAGAAAAGAUCUUCCAGCCGAUCGAGUUCCUUCGUUUAAUUCGAGAAUGCAUCGAAUUUCCUAUUAAAAAAAAAAAAAAAAAAAAAUGUCGGUUUAACAACAACGUGGCUCGUGACAAUCCGUAGCAGAAGAAAACAAAAUGUCAAUUAGCGUUAAAAACGACGACGUUCAGAUUAAUCGGGAAGGAACAAUGGUAUCUGUUUCGACGAUUCAACAAUCAAACGAGACCACCAGUAAAGUUAACAAAGAAGACGAUACGAAACGACAAUUAGUAUGCCUGAACAAUCGGAAGUCCAUCAUACAAUCACGAAUCGCUGACAAAAUACCGAACAUGAAGGAGCAAAUGGAAACGAAUCUAAAAUUAUUAAAAUUCGUAGCCGAUUCCAAGUUGACAUUAACCCAAGUUAAUGGUCAAAGGAAACUCGGCCCACCUCCAGGAUGGACAGGACCUCCUCCUGGACCGAAAUGCGAGAUUUUCGUCGGCAGUAUACCACGAGAUUAUUACGAACCCGAAAUUGUUCGUAUAUUCAGUACUGUAGGAACGAUUUAUGAGUUACGCUUGAUGAUGGAAUUUUCUGGUACAAAUAGGGGUUACUGUUUUAUCAUGUACACCACCGAAGAGGAGGCAGCUCGUGCUGUUAAAGAAUUAGAUCAGCAUGAAAUUUAUCCUGGAAAAAAGAUCGGUGUCGUUGCGAGCACUAAUAAUUGUCGGCUAUACAUUAAUCAGCUGCCUCGAAUCAUCGACUCUAAAUCCAUCAUCAAGAGAAUUUACGAAGUGACAGAUGAUGUAGAUAAAGUAGCCGUUUAUAGGAACCUGAACGGUUUUGUUUGUUACGUUUUGGUAUCGUACAAAACCCAUCGAGGGGCCGCCAUGGCGCGAAGAAGAUUAGUGCCUGAAUCGGCGACGCUCUUCAAAAAUUGUGAAGUUAAUAUAGAAUGGGCUAAUGCAAAUAUGACACCUUAUAACGUGUUCGAAGAAUGUGGAACGUGUGACGAGGAAGGCAACAUACAAAUAACGAAAACCUUCAUUGAACCAGCUAAAACGAAAAAAGUUGUGGCCCGAACGAAACAGAAGGCCAUCGAUAAACGAUCGAACAUAAUAAACAAUCAACGAUCGCAGAAAUUAAUCGGUUCAUCGAUUCAAAAAGGUCGGCCGAUAAAAGCUGCAAUCUCAAGCCCGGUAAAAAAUCUCGGCAAUCCAAUAAAUCAAUGCAAGGUCGAAAAAUGCCAAUCGAAAAGCAUACUUUGCUCCAAUUGUUCUUUGAUAGAAUUCGCGAGGAGCAAGGACAAAACGAAAGAAAAUUUUAAUCAAACUUGCGAUAUCAAUGGAAAUUUAAGAGACAGUUUAGACCAAUCUUUUUUACACGAACACUUUAAGAAGAAUUGCGUACAACACGAUCAAUCGAACGCCAUUCUUCCCGCGAUCAGCACGUAUUUGACGUAUUUGAACAAAGGUAAACGCUUGAAGAACUUCAAAUGGAACGACGUGCAAAGAUAUUCUAACGAGGCUUUGCACAGUAUCGAAAAUUUUGCUAAAAAUCUAACAAAUGCCCCUUGCGAUCUGGUCAACAAGUGUAAGUUAGAAUGCUCUUGCCAGUGUCGAUUUCACGCAAACAACAGUUUCAAUGUAUCAAAAUUACCUACGAAUAAAUUACAAUCUGUUUGGAAUCCGACAGACGGUCUUAUGACAAAUUUCUCCGAAACUUUGAAGAUCGCAAGCGAAAAUGACAAUAAAAAUUGCGUUAGCUACGAUCAAAGAAAUAUUUAUAAGAACGAGCACGUGAACCCCGCGGAGAAUAAUGUUCACCACAUGUCGAAUAAUUUUUCCAAUUCACAGCCUUUCAACGAAUCUAAUCAUCAUCGGUUCUCAAACUGUUAUCAGUACACUAAUUAUUAUCAGAAUUUUGGGAUCAAUAACGGAGAGCAAAACAACGGUACUUUCGUCCAAUAUCCUAAUCAAAACUCGGGAUACAAUUUGCAAAGUGGGCGAGAAUUCUCGUUGCGCCAGGAAUCGAAUUUGGGUCACUUUUCGCAACAAUUUCCAUCGACAGACGUGAACCAGAUGACGAUCAAUCAGAAUUUCAAUUGGUUUUCGCCCGAGUUAUUGCCGAUGGAGAUUUAUCGCCGCGAACCCGGAAAUAUUCCAGAUAUAUCCAAUAGAAUUUUGAACGAUUGUAAAUAUAUGAACAAUCAUCACGCGAUUAAGAGUUCACAGCAACAGAGUAACGAGUCGUUUUUUAGCCCCGUGUCGAAGUUCGAAGGAAGAUUCUCGUUUGAAAAUCCGAUCAAUUCAAUUAAUUCCUCGUUGUAUCCAAAGAAUGCGAUAUACGCGGAAAGUAAACCGCAAUUUGGAGAAAAUUUUCGAAGACUUUAAGUGAUUUAUUAUUAUGGGAUUUAAUUAUGAUAAUCGUCGACUAUAGAAAAUAGGUAGGCGAGUUUAGUUUAUUGCGAUUAGAGAAAUUGUAUUUUAAUCUUAUGGAUUGGUUCGUUGGUGGCCAUUGCGCAACAAGUUAAGAGAAGAUAGAUAAGUUGAAUAGAUGGAAACAAUAUUUCGUGGAAGUAACUCGAGUUUGUUGAUUUUUAUUUAUAUCUCGAUAAAUAGAGAUUUAAGAGAGGGAGAGAAAGAAUAAGCGGUAGGCAAAAUUUAUGAUAAACGAAUUGAUCAACAAUUUUUUUAAUAUUCAGAUUGUAUCGUGGGUGGAACACCAUACGUGCUCUAUAAUCGAAUUGAACGAUUUUGCUAUUAAUCAGUAUUUGGAAAAAAGUGUCGACAAUUUAUCUUUUUUUUUUUUUUUCUUUUACAAUCAGUGUUCUGAAUCUUGUGAUUGUUUUGUUUGUUAAGUAUAUUAUAUAUAUAUAUAUAUAUACCUAUGCUUAUUGAUUUUUGAGCUCGUAUCUUAAAUUUAUAUGAAAUUAAGUAUAUAUAAAAAAAUUUCGAAUUUUAUAUAAGCUGAAGUUCCUGAUGAUUAAUUAUUACAAUUUAAGAUUUAUUUCUUGUGCCGAUGACGUGAAACGAAUAUCGUUUUAUACCAAAGAUUAAUAAUCCAUGGUUAUUAAUGAUGGUAGCUACUUAGGGCAAUCGUUAUGUCUUAUUAUUGUAAUCAUAAGAAUCUAAAUCGAUCUUUAUAUAUCAUUUUAUUUUCUAAUCGUACUUGUAGUGAUGCUUGUAAUUUUUUUUUUUUCGAAGCUGUGAAAAAAUUGUUAAAACAACUUUCUAGCUCCGAUUCUUUGUAUUUCCCUCUUUCUACAGGGAUUAAUACACGAUCCGCGCAUAUUAUCCGCGCAGGAAUUAAUUUAUCACUUAUUGUAUUUUAUUUUUCUGAUCAAAAUGAUUUGUAUCGUCGUUGCAAAGAAUAUUGUACACAAGAUGAUGUUGCAUGAAAAAAAAAAGUGAUGAUUUCAUGAGCGAAAUUAUAAUUUAUUAUAUAAACAUUAAAAAUAAUCUUAAGAUGGAUUGCUGUUUUAUGAUACAUUGUAAUAUUUUACAAUCAUCUGUGACGAUAUAACACAUUGUUAAAAAAAAUUAUUUCGUGUAAUCAACGAUCUCUUAUUAUUAUUAUUUUUUUUAAAGAAAUAAAUAAUGUUUUGGAAUAUUAAAAAUUACUUUAUACGAUUAAUAAUUUGUUCUGUGUAAAAUGCAUUUUUUUGUUGUGUGAUUGAGCAUUUUGCGCCGAUCUACGAAUAACGAAAAUUAUAUUAAAAUCACAGAUUAAAUAUCACAGAUUUUUCGAAGAUCAACUUACUUGUUACUACACUGUUUGUUAUAUUUUCGCAUGAUCAUUUAGUAUAAAAUUCUCGUUUAUAUGUACACAUGGAUUGGAUCUUCCUUAAUUAUCUAAGUGUGAUGAUAUAAUGAUAUCUCGCCGAGUUUAUCGAAAAAUUUACGUCGAUGAAAUAUGCCGUGAUAACGAUACAUCACAAUGUGGACAAUGGUCCGAUUUAUUUCGAGUUGUCUGAAAAUCGGAAUAUAUCGUUGAUAAUUAAAAUAAAUAUUUUAUACGCGACAAAAUUCAGUUACCUACCUGACUGCUCUUUAUACGUAAAUAAUUCCCGCACGUGCAACAUUUUAAGCGUUGUUGAUCCGUCCUUUUGAACGAUACCUAUAAAAAUGUUUGAAAAAUUGUGUAACGCAAAACGAUACAAUAAAGUAAAAUUAAGAUUUUGUUUCGUAAUACA
Molecule: messenger RNA, 4530 nt
Organism: Apis cerana (Asiatic honeybee)
Lineage: Eukaryota; Metazoa; Arthropoda; Insecta; Hymenoptera; Apidae
Molecular function (GO): RNA binding
Source: RefSeq, a predicted model, not a curated record